AUGGCACUCAAGCAAAAACUCAAGUCUCUGAUGGGAGGCAAACAAGACAGUCUGCAGUCUCCGUUGGAGGAAACUACAUCAGACUUUCUCACAGUUGGGGCAGCAGUCAUGAAGAACAAGAUUGAAAAGAAGCCUGUAAACCCUCAUGAAGAACAGGAAAUCAUUGAUGGUAUAGAGGAUAAAUACUACAACAAUGAAUCCUUCGAUACCAGUUUGUAUGAACUACAGAAACUGCCUGAGGUUCUGGACCUUGAGAAGAUUGCAGAGGAUGCUGCCAAACUUAAGACACAGUUACAGGCUGUAUCCAAACGUGUGUCAGAACUGAUUCUACAAAAUCACCCGGCUUACGCUGCUGAACUCCAACGUGUCAUGGAUCUUCAGCGGACAUUAAGAUCUGCAGGAGCUGUAUGUCAGAAUGGAAGAAGGCAGCUGGCUCACGCAAGGGAGAGCUUUACCAUCGCCAGCCUGGGACUACUUGCCAACUACCGCAAACGACAGCAGCUAAUUGGUUUAUUGAAAUCAUUGCGCACAAUCAAAACUCUACAACGAACAGACCUCAGACUUCGAGAGAUCAUGGAGGAAGAGGACUAUUGUGGAGCGAUUCAGCUGUGCCUGGAGUGUCAGAAAGCAGCAAGCACGUUUAGACAUUACAAGUGUAUCAGCGAGUUGAGCUCCAAGCUGCAAGACACAUUGGAGAUGAUCGAGGAGCAGCUGGACGUGGCACUGUCCAAGACUUGUGCUGGCUUUGAUGAAGCUUAUUACCAGAAGGUGCAGCGAGCCUACAGACAGCUUGGCAAAACUCAGUAUAUGGUUUUUUUUGGGGCCAACUUGCAGAAACGACAGUAUGCAGAUUUGUGCAAAAACAUCACCAUUGAGGCAUUCACUCCAUGUUUGGUAGAUCUGUGCAAGGCAUUGUGGGAAAUCAUGAAAAGUUACUACAAAACGAUAAAGUGGCACGAAGCACAUGACCAAGAGAGUGCCAACUCUGAAUCAGAAGACGCCAGUGACAACAUAGAAGCAAGUUUUAACCGUCGCUAUGUGAAUCAAAAGUUGGAAUACGGCAGAGGUCGCAUCUGGCAGGACGUGCAGCAGAAAGUGAAGAUGUUUGUGCUGGCUACAGACCUCAGUGGGUUCAAACUGGAUGAUUUUAUCCAUGUGUUGGAUAUCAUUAACAGAAUGAUAGAGAUCGGAGAAGAGUUCUGUGGAAGCAAAUCAGAAGCCCUCCAGGAUUCCCUGAAGCAGCAGAGCUUAAAUUAUUUUAAGACACAUCACCAGAGCAGACUGGACGAGCUUCGGAUGUUCCUAGAACAUGAGGCCUGGGAGCUGUGCCCUGUGAAGUCCAACUUUAACAUUUUACAGCUCAUGGAUCAUGAGGAUGGCUACGGAGACUCCGACAGUGAUUCCGAUGUCCCAGACGAAUUGAAGAAAGACUAUAUUGAUGAACUCACAGGGGAAGCUCACUCUUACAAACUUGGCAGAAAGCGUUCCACUGCUCGGAGCAGCAGGUCUCACAGGCAAAAUCCUCUCAUCACAAACACCACACUUAAUGUCCUCAGAGUAAUGGGAAAAUACCUACAGAUGAUAUCAUUCCUGAAGCCAAUAGCCUUUGAUGUCAUAAGCUGUAUGUCACAGCUCUUUGACUACUACCUCUUCACGAUUUAUUCAUUCUUCGGAUCAGAUUCACCAUCAUCCAACGACAGGACAGUGAACACAAGACUAUAUACAACUCUGCAGAGAAUCCUGGACAACUUGAUCGCUACUCCUGCGGCUGACAAGGUUCCAGCAGCCACCAUGUCCCCAUUAAUUAACCUGAAUUCCUCUUCUACGCUGUAUGGUCUAGCUGAAAGAGUGGUGGCCACAGAGUCCUUAAUGUUUUUGGCCAAGCAGCUUGAAUAUCUACAUCCAUACCUGGAGGAACUCAUCCCUAGCAACAAGAAAGCAUUCUUAAACCAGUUCUAUUCUCAGAGCUUCAUGGAGUUUCAUAAAAAGCUGCUGGAGCUAGACAAAAGAGUUCCUCUGCCGAAAGCUGUCACCAACUUGAUCUGGGAGCAGUGUAUUCGUCACGCAAAUCGGAUGUUUGUUGAAGGGUAUGCUAGUUCUAAGAAGUGCAGCAACGAAGGAAGAGCUCUUAUGCAGUUGGACUUCCAACAGUUUCUGACUAAAGUUGAUCAGAUUGCGGAGAUCAGGCCAAUUCCAGAAAGAGAAUACGUGGAGGCUUAUAUCAAGGCCUAUUACCUGCCUGAACAUGAGCUGGAAAGUUGGGUGCAUGAUCACAAGGAAUAUUCAAACAAGCAGCUUCUGGCAUUAGUGAGUUCCGUUGGCCACCUCGGCCGCAAGUCUCGACAAAAACUCAUUAGCAUGGUCGAAGAAAUGGAUAAAGGAAGGAGGUCUUGA
Molecule: messenger RNA, 2394 nt
Organism: Candidula unifasciata
Lineage: Eukaryota; Metazoa; Mollusca; Gastropoda; Stylommatophora; Geomitridae
Source: the annotation of a GenBank genome assembly